UGAACACAAAGCAGCAACAAUGGGCCUUUGGUUUGUGUUGUCAUUCUUUGCUGCCAUUCUUUUCUCCCCAAUGCAGAGAGGUCAUUGUGCAAGUAUCAUUGGAGGGAAAGAAUCAGCUCCACAUUCAAGACCCUAUAUGGCUGCCUUAAUGAAAAGGAACCAUUCAUUCUGUGGAGGAACUUUGAUCCAAGGAAACUGGGUGCUAACUGCAGCUCAUUGUUCUACAGAGAAGGAAACAACAACUGUUGUUCUUGGUGCUCACUCACUAUCUAACAAUGAGAAAGAAAAACAGUUUUUUCAAAUUAUCAACAUGGUUGCCCACCCGAAAUACAAUGGGAGAACAAAUGAAAAUGACAUUAAGCUUUUGCAGCUUGACAGAAAAGCAAAGAUUACUCGAGCUGUAAAAAGCAUCCCAAUGCCCAAAACUUAUGAUGAUAUCAAGGCAAGAACUCAGUGUCUAGUCACUGGAUGGGGAAUUACUGAAAACAGAGGGAAACCAUCUGAUACACUGCGUGAAGUUGACGUCAUGGUUAUUGACAGACACAUCUGCAAGAAGCUGUAUAAUUCCAAAGCUCUUGUGACUCCAAACAUGGUGUGUGCUGGUGGUACAAAAAAACCAAGGAAAGAUACAUGCAAGGGUGACUCUGGUGGCCCUUUAAUAUGUGAAGGAAUACAAAGAGGCAUCACUUCUUUUGGUCUACCAGGAAAAUGUGGUGAUCCAAAAUAUCCUGGUGUCUACACUCGUCUCACAAAGGACUAUCUCGAAUGGAUUAAGAAAACCAUAGGGCGAAAUCUAGACUGAUCACUGGAUUUUAUGCUUCA
Messenger RNA from Heteronotia binoei (common prickly gecko), 822 nucleotides. Its product is annotated as granzyme A-like. The coding region runs from base 20 to 802 and encodes 260 amino acids. The transcript has 5 exons. Lineage: Eukaryota; Metazoa; Chordata; Lepidosauria; Squamata; Gekkonidae. Gene Ontology annotation, biological process: proteolysis. Gene Ontology annotation, molecular function: serine-type endopeptidase activity. The record is from RefSeq and is a predicted model, not a curated record.